CAAACAGCACUGCUUCAAGAUACCGCAAUGUCUCUCUCCAACAAACUCUCCAUCUCUGACGUCGAUCUCAAGGGCAAGCGUGUUCUUGUUCGUGUCGACUUCAACGUACCCCUCGACUCCAAUGCCAAAGUGACGAACCCCCAACGCAUUGCCGGUGCCGUCCCCACCAUCAGGCAUGCUAUCGAUGCGGGCGCUAAAGCUGUGAUCCUCAUGUCGCACUUGGGUCGUCCUGAUGGCAAGCCCAACUCCAAGUACAGCCUCAAGCCCGUGGUUCCCGAGCUAGAGAAGCUCCUUGGCAAGAGCGUCAUCUUCACCAAUGACUGCGUAGGCAAGGAGGUCGAGGAGACUGUCAACAAGGCAGACAAUGGACAGGUCAUUUUGUUGGAGAACCUGCGAUUCCACGCUGAGGAGGAGGGCAGCUCCAAGGACGCCGAGGGCAACAAGGUCAAGGCGGAUAAGGGAGCUGUGGAUGAGUUCAGGAAGGGCUUGACCAAGCUCGGAGACAUCUACAUCAACGAUGCCUUCGGUACUGCUCACCGCGCUCACUCCUCCAUGGUCGGCAUCGACCUCCCCCAGAAAGCCUCUGGCUUUCUCGUCAAGAAGGAACUCGAGUACUUCGCCAAAGCCCUCGAAAGCCCAGCCCGCCCCUUCCUCGCUAUUCUCGGUGGCGCCAAAGUCUCCGACAAAAUCCAACUCAUCGACAACCUCCUCGACAAAGUCAACACGCUCAUCAUCUGCGGCGGCAUGUCCUUCACGUUCAAGAAGACGCUCGAGAACGUCAAGAUCGGAACCUCGCUCUUCGACGAAGCGGGCUCCAAGACGGUCGGCAACCUCGUCGAAAAGGCCAAGAAGAACAACGUCAAGAUUGUUCUUCCAGUCGACUACAUCACUGCUGAUAAGUUCGCCAAAGAUGCUGCUGUCGGCUACGCAGAGGAUAAAGACGGUAUCCCCGAUGGCUGGAUGGGUCUCGACUGCGGCGAGAAAUCCAUCAAGCUCUACAAGGAAGCCAUUGAUGAGGCCAAGACCAUCCUCUGGAACGGCCCCGCCGGUGUCUUUGAGUUUGACAACUUCGCCAAUGGCACCAAGAAGACGCUUGAUGCCGCCGUUGCCGCUGCCCAGAACGGCAAGAUUGUGAUUAUUGGCGGUGGUGAUACUGCGACUGUGGCGGCCAAGUACGGCGUCGAGGAUAAGCUGUCACACGUUUCGACCGGCGGCGGUGCGUCGUUGGAGUUGCUCGAGGGCAAAGAUCUCCCUGGUGUUUCGGCUUUGUCGAGUAAGUAG
Molecule: messenger RNA, 1281 nt
Organism: Periconia digitata
Lineage: Eukaryota; Fungi; Ascomycota; Dothideomycetes; Pleosporales; Periconiaceae
Source: the annotation of a GenBank genome assembly